AUGGAGGUCUCAGCAAACAGCUUUUUAAGGUACAGCUUGCGAACCGACAGAAAUAGGUCAAUCUCAAAAUCCACAAGGUUGAACUGCCCAGCUGGAGGUCAGAAGUGCACAGUGUCCAUCUCAGUCCUCCUGGCCCAGACUGUGUUUCUGUUCCUAAUUGCUAAGAGUGUUCCGGAGACAUCGCUCAGCGUCCCGCUCAUCGGCAAAUACCUGAUCUUUGUAAUGCUUGUAUCGACGCUCAUCGUUCUCAGCUGCAUCAUUGUCCUGAAUGUGUCACUACGGAUGCCAAGUACCCACAACCUGACUGCCAAAGUGAAACGCAUGCUUCUGGAGGUGCUUCCACGUUACUUACUCAUGGAGAUCGCGCCAUGUGAGGAGGCGGAGAAGACCCCGCAAGAGAGGAGGAGAAGCUCGCUGGGGAUCAUGUUAAAGGCUGAGGAGUAUAUCCUGAAGAAGCCACGAAGCGAACUGAUGUUCGAGAGGCAGAGAGACAGGCACGGGAUGAGCAGGGGCCACAAAGCUAAUCUAUUCGAUGCCGAUGGGACAACUACUUUGUACAGAAGCUUGGCCCAUUGUGCCCCAGAAAUCAAGAACUGUGUGGAUGCCUCUAACUUCAUCACAGCCAGCACAAAGGAGCAAAACGCAUCCGGAGCUAAUCUGACCUCAAAUGUAUUUCGAGAAAUUCACUCGUCUCGAAUGAUGACUCUUGUGGACUAA
Molecule: messenger RNA, 717 nt
Organism: Bufo bufo (common toad)
Lineage: Eukaryota; Metazoa; Chordata; Amphibia; Anura; Bufonidae
Product: acetylcholine receptor subunit epsilon-like
Exons: 6
Coding region: 1-717 (238 amino acids)
Biological process (GO): monoatomic ion transport
Cellular component (GO): membrane
Source: RefSeq, a predicted model, not a curated record